UGCUGACACUGAGACACAGCUGUGAAAGCGAAACCAGUUCGGUUUCAUAGAAAACGAAACUAAACUGGAUUUCACCAACAGUAAGAAAUGCUGCAAACAGAAAGUAACUCGAUCCCGAACGCGUCGAGAUGGAUGCAAUAUUCCACCUCCUGGAGCAGCACCGGCUGCAGUCUUACUACAGCAGUUUUCUGGAGCUGGGAGUGAAAGACGACAGAGAUUUCCUCGAUGGGGUCACAGAUGAAGACCUGAGCAACAUGGGACUCAGCCAGGUGGAGAGGAACCGUUUCUCAGCCAUGAGAAACACGAUUCGCAGACUGAGAGCUCCGUCGCAGCCUGUAAAGAAGUCACUGCAGGCGUUCUGUCUGCAGUACCGGAGCCCCAAAUGUCCUGCACCAACAUGUGUCAGCGAUAUGGAUCCUGCCCAGAACACCGUUGAAGACCUGAUGUUGAGGAUCUGUCACACUGAAGGUGUUGAUCCAUCCACAGGCGUCUGUCUCUACACGGUGGACGGCAUGCCUUUGACUGAUGAUCCGUUCUUCAACACAUGGUCUUUAAAAGACAGGCACAUUGAAAACGGAGAUGUCAUCUAUGUAAUUUUUACACCAAAGGAGAACCUGGAAACAGCUCCUCAAACGUCACAACGAGACGUCUCUGAAUCCUAUGGAACUGACACAGUUCGAUGCCACGUCAUGCUCAAGGGAGACUUCGAGGUGACGGUGGACGUGGAAAGUGACACGAUAUCGAGCCUGAAGAACAAGCUCUCAAGUGAAAGUGGGAUCCCAGGACAUGUUCUUCAUUACAAAGGUGACCAUGGCAGUGGAAACACACUGGACAGCUGUGGGAUCUCAGACGGGUCGACGGUCCGCUUCUCGCUGUCCUCGUUCUCUGAGGAGGUUCCAGACCACAACGUGUUCUUCACCGAUGAUGUUGUGCCCUCAGUGCAACAAACCCCCAAAGGAAUCAGUGUCUUCUUGUCUUCACUUUACAUCAUUAAAAACAAGGCUCCUGGAGUUGCAUAUAAGAAUCUGAUUGGUUACAUUCGCAAACUGACUGGAUGUCACCCAUUGGCCCAAAGUUUGCAUCAGUUACUCCUGAGGAACGAGAUGAUAUCCAGGAAUCAGAAGAUUGCAGUGGUUGAAGGCUUGUACCUGCUCUUCAGACAGCUUUUACCACAGCUUGGGGCAAAACGAGGAGAAAAGAUCAUCGAGGACCUCGAUGUCUUUGAGUAUUCAACGUACUGCUGGGCGUAUCUCAUGUCAGAGGCAAAGAAAGAGACGUCAGAGCAUGAGAACUACGCACCGUUUUCUCUGAGGUCUGAAGACGACGUCCGGUUCUGUGAUCCAGUCACACUACCUGGAGUACCAGGUGUCCUCGAAAGAGCGCUUGUCCUUCAGAAAAUCAAAGAUGGCGAGAGGAUUCCAAACUGCACAGAAGAGGUUUUGCGAGAAACAUCUCUCAGGAGAGCCGCCGACGUGGAGAAAAUUUUACUCAGCGUUCAUCCGUCAAUUAAAACAUAUCACCUUUGGAUUUCUCAUGACAGCGUGACGGAUCAGAACUUUCGCAUCGAAGCUGAGAAGAGUUUGGGAGACCUGGCAGAAGACAUGAAAGGUUUCCCUCAACUCAACGUGACUCCGCCGCUGCUUCUCAAGACUUUAGGCCUCGAUGACCCACACCUUGUUUUCCUGAGUGAAGACAACCUCGGUGUCUAUUUGACUAAAAGCAAGUUAACCCCUGCUGCGGCCAAGGUCUAUAAUUGUUUGGCUGGCAAAUUCCAAACCGUGGAUGUGAACAUAUUAGCAGCAAGGACUGGUGACCAAAGGGAUGGCUAUUCAUUCGUCACAACCAGGACUCCAAAAGAGGCCAUAAUGGUGCUGAUAGAUACAAGCUCAUCCAUGACAGAGAAUUGCUAUGGAGGAGUGGAAAUACAGAAAAUCCAUGCUGUGAAAGAGCUUUUUGACAACUUUGCAACCCGGACCAUGGCUUAUGAUUUUCAUCAUGUCAUUGGCCUUGUGAAGUUUGACUCUACAGUGAAAACUCUCCACACGUUCACAGAAACACUCGAAAAGUUCAAGGAACACGUGCACACCCUGAAGGCAGCGGGAAAAACUAAGCUGUAUGAUGCUCUUCAACAUGCGAUGCUUGAGCUGGAAAAAGUCAAGAAGUUUCCAGACUGCAAACGUCGCAUUCUUUGUCUCACAGAUGGACAAGAUGUCGGAUCCUCAAGCAAGCCUGACGUGGUUACUGCCAACCUGAUCAGAUCCAACAUCAUUGUGGAUUCGAUCAUUCUUGGAAAAGCGACGGAGAACAGCUCUCAGCUGAAACUGCCCAGAGUGUUGGUCAGCAAAACUUCCUGUACUCUGCGUGGAAUCAGCAAUGCAACAGGGGGUUGCUGUUUCAGACCAGAGACUAGCAAAGAUGGUCUGAAGCUUUUUGAGAUCGAGACCGUUCUCUCUUUGGAGAUGAGGAAACCCAAGAACAAGGCUGACCCGUCGACCAUCACUACAAGACGUUUGGAAGAGAUCUCUGUUGCCCACGGGUAUGAUGAAUUUCCAGAGGCUGUCCUGCCAAGCCAGAUGGACGGUAAAGUGACCGUGACAGCGAGCGCUCUGAAAAAGAAGAUGCGGGAUGCCAAAGUUGGGCAGUUGAUGGAAAAGGACAAACGUAUUCUGGAGGAGCUGAGGAGCCUGCACUGUAACCCACAUCCCUACUUUAGCAUCUUUCCAUCGGAGGCUGACUUCACAUUCUGGAAGAUUCUCAUGGAAGGACCACCUGACACACCUUACGAGAAAGGAAUGUUCGAGCUGUUCUGCCAGUUUGGUCCUGACUACCCGGUGAAGCCUCCGCUUGUUCGCUUUGUCACACCUGUGUACCACUGUAAUAUUAACAACGUGGGGCGCAUCUGCCACAACAUAUUUGACCGGAACUACAAUGCCCAAGUCACCAUGAGAGAUAUCCUCAAUGCGAUAUAUGGACUGCUCAUCAUCCCCGAGCCUGAAGACCCAUUGGACAGCAUUCUGGCCGAGGAAUUCCUGACCAGCCGCGAGGAGUACGAACAGGAGGCCAAAAAACGCACGGCGGAAACUGCCACGCAGUCAUGGGACGACAUGGAGAAGAAAUUGGUGGAUCCUGGGAAGCAGCUUGUGCCCCCACAUCUGAUCUGCCCCCUCACCAACAAGAUGUUCGUUGAUCCAGUCGUCACAGCCAGCGGGAGAGUGUAUGAACGGAAGGCCAUUGAAAAGCACCUCAAAUCAGACAAACACGAUCCAAAGGGUGACCCAGAAGAACUGCUCAGCGAAGCUGAUCUUAAACCAGCCAACGAAAUGAGGAAGAUGGUGACGGAUUACCGCUCGAGACAAAUUCAGGAGAAGAUGUAGAAAGUUGGAGCUGCAGCCGUGGGGUUUGACAUCACGCCGUGCUGGGAAACAUAAGCCGCUGAACUGAAGUUCAUGUUGUUCAAUUAUCAUAUAUCUUAUAUUAUCAUAUCUUAUAUGUUUAUGUUUAUCAUUUUUAUAUGUUUGUGCAUUGAGAAUCGUUCACGUAAUCAUUUAUUUUACUCACCACAUACUUUGAGUUCUACACCAGGAGACUACAGUUAGAACAAACUCCUUCGACUCAUGAAUGACUGAUGUAGAACAUCAACACUGCAAGAGCUCUUCUCCAAAACGUCGGCUCAAAUAAGCUUCAGUACUUUAGAGGUAAAAUCCAGCCUAAAACACAAUGAAACGUUCUUUGUCUAAUAUUAUUUUAAUGACUUCACAUUCUGGUCAGAACAGGGAUGCCUCACCACACCAAAAAUCACAGGAUUUAAAUCUGCUGUUUCUGUCAAAUUGACGAAAAGUUCCUUUAAUACAAUGUAAUGUUUUCUGUCAGAAAUGUCUUCAAACAGCAAUAAACAGGCCAGCAUUUAAUAUUAUAUCAAUAUUAAUAAAUGAGAAGCACACAAAGUAGUUUUUUAUCUGUAACUCAGUGUUCACGUCUGCUGUCAUGUCAGUAUACCUGUAAUGUGUAAUGAGGCGAUUACUCAUUGAUGAUUGAUGAUGAUGGUGAUGCUUCACUGGGGGUACAGAUAUUUUUAGUUAGAAUCUCUGCUAUGAAAUCAAGCACAAAUUCUGUAUUUCUGCUCUCAGUAUGUUCUGUUGAGUUUUAGUUGUUCAGUUUUCAGCGCUGCUGAAUCUGGUCCAGGUGCUGCUGGGUACAAAAAAAACAGCAAGCUUUGUUUGCUUAUUAUGUUUCCUGCUUAUGAGAUAAAAAUGCUUAUUGUGAAAUAAAAGUAAA
Chelmon rostratus (copperband butterflyfish) is the source of this 4275-nucleotide messenger RNA. RefSeq lists its product as uncharacterized. Lineage: Eukaryota; Metazoa; Chordata; Actinopteri; Chaetodontiformes; Chaetodontidae. The record is from RefSeq and is a predicted model, not a curated record. The coding region runs from base 129 to 3374 and encodes 1081 amino acids. Gene Ontology annotation, molecular function: ubiquitin-protein transferase activity. Gene Ontology annotation, biological process: protein ubiquitination. The transcript has 25 exons.